This is a messenger RNA of Parascedosporium putredinis, 1410 nucleotides long. NCBI's taxonomy places the organism in Eukaryota, Fungi, Ascomycota, Sordariomycetes, Microascales, Microascaceae. The record is from the annotation of a GenBank genome assembly.
AUGCCGCUCCCCGGCGAAGCAACCCGGCCUCUUCUGCCUCCUCUGGCGACGGAGCUCCAGCCGCCCCCGUCACCGCGAACGCACCGUACCCUACGGCGUCUCCAGUCGGCUCACACCCUCGGCUCCAAGGCCUCGAGCCAAGCAUCCCUCAUCACCCAGCAGCGUCUCCGGGAACAGCACCAGCAGCUGCAGAACCUACCCCAACGAUCCGCCUCCCCGGUGAAGCGGGAUGUCAGCGGCGGCUACGCGAACCGCUCUCCGCAGAAGCAGCGGGAGCGCGCCAGCAGCGACGCCGCCAAUAAGCAUCACAUCCAUCCCGUCGCGCUGGGCGGGUCCGGCGCCACCGCCAGCACCGUCUCGUCCAGGCAGCAUCACAGCGGCCAGCACCAGCAGUCCAUCCGCAAGACGCCCCUGGCGCACGCCAACCUGUCGUUGCAGCAGCUGGUGAGGGAUGGUCCGCCGGACGGGGAUCUUGUUGGUGCGUUGGAGGCGGCCCGUUACAAGAUCCUUGACGAGGGCAUCAAGAGCGAUAGCGACGGCAUGUCCUCGUUGCGGAUAUACGUAUGGCUCAUCCUUCUCGACGCCCCCAUCCUAUCCACCGACGACUACCUCGCCCUCAUCCACCGGGGCGCGUCGCCCGCCUACUCCAAAAUCCGUAACGAUACCUUUCGCACCCUCACGACCGAUCCCCUGUUCCGCCGCCGAGUCAGCGAGGCCAGCCUCAUUCGUCUUCUCAACGCCAUCGCCUGGAAGCUCCACGACGCCCGCGAGGCCGGCCGCCGCGAAAGGCCGAUGAGCAGCCGGUCCUCGCUCGCCCCCGACAACAUGUCGCUCAGCGGCGGUCUGGGCGGCAUUCUAGGCGGCGGUUUAAGCGGUGGCGGUGGUGGUGGUAGCGACUCGCGCCCCGUCACGGCCGGAUCCUCUCCAGCAGCCAAGAACCGGGCACGCGCGCUCACGCUGACGACGGAGAGCUCCGAGACGAGCCACGCGCCCGAGUCGGGCACGUAUGUGCAGGGCAUGAACGUGCUGGCGGCGCCGUUCCUGUACGCGGCGCGCAGCGAGGCCGAGGCCUUUAUCGGGUUCCACACGCUGCUGACGCGCGAGUGCCCCGGCUACAUCCGCGGCGCCAUGGACGGCGUGCACAAGGGCCUCGCCCUCGUGGACAAGGUGCUCGCCAUCGUGGACCCCAAGCUGAGCCUGUACCUCACCUCCAGGGGGCUCAAGGCGGAGAUUUACGCCUUCCCCUCGCUGCACUUGAUGCGGGACAAGAUUCUCAAGUCUCCUAGCCCCGGCAACCUGUUGCGAUCCCUCCCCGCACUGCAGGCGGAUUUGAUCAAGAGGGUAUCCAUUACCAUCUUGCAGAGGAUCCCGAGAGACGUCUACGCCGAGAUUGUAUCGCAUGCUCAGUAG